CUGCAACUAAUUCCCUUGACAAUGCUCGACAAACUCGUCGGCCUCGCCAUGCUCGUGGCCGCAUCGGUUGUCUUUCUUUACUACACCAUCUGGACUUUGUUGAUGCCCUUCGUCGACUCAGACCACCCCCUCCAAGCUUUCUUCCCGCCCCGCGUCUGGGCAAUCCGCGUUCCCGUGAUCCUGAUCCUGCUCGGCUGCGCCGUGGUCGGCUCCUUCCUCAGCGUGGUCAUGAUCCGCAGCAACCGCAAGAAGGCAGCCAAGGCGGCCGCCGCGGCGGCGGCGGCUGGGAAGAAGAAGGCAUAACAAUCGACUGGUAUCAUCAGUCUGGGCAUAGGGAAAACUACACGCAUCAAUUCAUCCUGGUGCUUUGUCUUGGGGAUGGCUGGCUGUGCCUUGAUCACCCCCUGCGGUCCGUCCGGGUCAUUUGGGGUUGGAUGGUCUUUAAACAGUCAAAUAAUACAAUACAAGAACACACACGGAAAGCGGCGGUGAAACUGGAAGAACUGAAGCGGAGGGUGGUGAAUGCUGUUGUUUUUCCAGGUCGUCUUGAGUGGAGUCAUGGCAGGUGGUAAGAUAUUGUACGGGGAAUGAUCCUUGCGAGGAGAGGGGAGAAUUGCUCAGAUAAUCCAACACUCUCCAACAAAACGUGUGGCCGUCACAACCGCGAACAUUGGUCCGCGAUGAGAUUUGAAGCGAGACCUUAUUGGAUGGUGAAUAACACUCAUCCAGUCAUCAUGAUCUGUGCUCGACCAACUCUUCUCAUCACCACCUCGUGAGCUCAACCAAACU
Molecule: messenger RNA, 789 nt
Organism: Parathielavia appendiculata
Lineage: Eukaryota; Fungi; Ascomycota; Sordariomycetes; Sordariales; Chaetomiaceae
Product: dolichol phosphate-mannose biosynthesis regulatory
Exons: 3
Coding region: 22-303 (93 amino acids)
Biological process (GO): GPI anchor biosynthetic process
Cellular component (GO): endoplasmic reticulum membrane; dolichol-phosphate-mannose synthase complex
Molecular function (GO): enzyme regulator activity
Source: RefSeq, a predicted model, not a curated record